CCAAUGAUUUAAGUGAGAGAAAAAAAGCCUAUCUUGCCACAACUGCUAAAAUAGCAAAGAAAAACCAACAGCAAAAAGAGCAUCUGAUAAGAACCAGACAAGAAGACGGAUCAUGUUUGUUCCUUUGCCGGUGCCGUUUGUCUUGCCGAGAACUGCCUCUGAUCUCCACGCCUGGCGCCUCAAGUCCCCGCUGGCUCUCCGCUCUCACUCCGAUAUCAGAAUGUCAAAGCCAGUAGAGGUUGAGAAUCCAGCGGCAGACUCUCCGAUGGAGAGCACAGACUCAGAAAGAAAUGGCUCAGAUUCAAAUAAUCAGGUUCAGCUGAUGAAAAUCAACCCUUUCUCCCAUUCACCCACACUGAGUAGCGGCAACAAAGCUAAGGUGGAGGAUUGUGGUGAGAUGUCUCCCGCUGCACCCGCUCAGACGGCCCUUUCCCACACACAGCUGAUGCUAACGGGUGGCCAGCUCGCAGGGUUGACUGCACUUUUGCCUGCACAGCAACAGCUGCUCUUACAGCAGGCGCAGCUCCUCGCUGCAGCUGUGCAGCAGUCACAUGUGGCCCACGCAGCCAAUCAACAGCAGGCCCAGCAGCAGGCCAAUCAGCAGGCAGCUCAGCCGCAGCCACAUGGCCAAUCGCAGAGCACACAAGAACAAACCGCCACCCCCGUCCCACCUCCUCCUCACCAGCUCCCUCUUUCUCAGCCAAUCCAGCUCACUGCCCAGGACAUUCAGCAGUUGUUACAGCUGCAGCAGUUAGUCCUCGUUCCAGGACACACUCUGCCUUCACAGUUUCUUUUACCACAAACGCAGCACGGGCAGCAAGGGCUGCUAUCAACACCAAAUCUAAUUCCACUACCUCAGCAAAACCAAGGAAGCCUGCUGGCCGGUCCACCCAGACUUAGUCUUCAAGCACAGAGAGAAAAGGUUGCAGAGAGCAGCGUGAACACAGUGACACAAGUGACCUCUCACCCUGAGGAGCCCAGUGACCUGGAGGAACUGGAGCAAUUUGCCCGCACUUUCAAGCAGAGAAGGAUCAAAUUGGGCUUCACACAGGGUGAUGUGGGAAUGGCCAUGGGGAAACUCUAUGGGAAUGAUUUCAGUCAGACCACCAUCUCUCGAUUUGAGGCGCUCAAUCUCAGCUUCAAGAACAUGUGCAAACUCAAACCUCUGUUGGAGAAGUGGCUGAAUGACGCAGAAACAAUGUCGAUGGACUCCACCUUGCCGAGUCCCAGUGCUCUCUCCUCUCCCUCGCUGGGGUUUGAGGGCCUGCCUGGCCGCCGCAGGAAGAAACGCACCAGCAUUGAGACCAACGUCCGCAUCGCUCUGGAACGCAGCUUCAUCACGAACCAGAAGCCUACCUCAGAGGAGAUCCUGCUCAUCUCAGAGAAGCUCAGCAUGGAGAAGGAGGUGAUCCGCGUCUGGUUCUGCAACCGCCGACAGAAAGAGAAACGUAUUAACCCCUCCAGUGCCACCCCUCCCUUGCCCAGCCAACCCCAGCCCACCUCGCACAAACCCCCCUGCUACAGCCCGCACAUGAUGUCCAGUCAGGGACUAUCCCAGACAGGGACCAGUCUCAGCACAGCAGUGACCACCAUGUCAUCAGUUUGCCCUUUGACCUCAAGCGGACCCACCUUAAGCUCCGCCUCAUCACCUGUAACCCCGCCUUCACGUGGGGAUGCCAGCCCCGCCCCUCCGACUCACAGUACGCUAAGUUUGAACACAGGUUCAUGGCAUAAAAAGAAUGGUGACGUUUCUAACUACAUCACUGACUUUGCUGCAAGUUUGAGGAAUACGAUGAGGAGCAUUAACACAGGAAUGAACCAAGCUCUUCUUGGCAGCAACCCACUUGCUACUAUUCAAGCCCUAGCAGCCAGUGGUGGCCAGCUGCCCAUUUCCAGUCUUGAAGGCAGCAGCAAGGUGUUAAUUGGUGGUUCUGGGGCCCAAGGAGCAGGUCUUACCUCUUCCCUCUUCCUCAACCACUCCUCUUUGUUGUCCAUGGCAACAGGCCCCGGCAUGGGAUUGGGCGGUUCAGCUGUUGGCAAAACCUCAUUUCCUGUCGCAGGCGGCAUGAGUCCCUCCCCUUGCUCGAGCCCCGUCUCUUCCUGCUCGUCCGGUGAAUUGCUGCACAGCCCGCACUCGAUCGGAGGGCCUAAAAUUGAGUGAUGUUGCCCAAGUCCAAUCACAAACGGAGGAGAAGGAGGAGGUGAAACCUUACCUGUCAACCAAAGCAUCUCUUGAUCCCCUCGCUCCCUUUCGUUUCCUCUCGUUCGUACUCUCUUUCUUCCGCUCUCCCACUCUACUGAUGCCAAAAAUACACAAGAGUAGAAGAGGGGAGAGAUGGAGAGACAGAGUUGAAGGAGGAAGGAAGAAGAGAAGAGGGAAAAUGAAACCAAAAAAAACACCAUGAGGCUUAGCGGGACACAGCCAAAUACGUAAAUUAAAGGAGAAGAAAAAACUAUGUGAGUAGUGCAGUGAGACAAGAGGACAAAAAGAGAUCCUUGAGCACCAAAAACAACAAAAAGUACAAACUUUACUGUGUUGUAGAACAACUCUUUGAAGAAAAUGUGGAAUACUGAAUACCAAAAAGUAUAAAGAAACUUUGAGAGACUCGCUAUGACAAAGAAAUACAAGCAUACCAAAAUCUCAAAUACCAAAAACAAACACCAAAAAAUACGGAUGGAAAAGCUUUAUCCAAAGGACCUGUAAAUAGCCAACAGUCCAGGACCAGACCCAGUGACAACAAAUCCAGCCAUCUCUGAGCUCAUCAUCUCAUUUUCCAUGCAAUCAUACCGUUUUCUUUCACGGUUUCUAUGAUUCAAUGUUUCAGCAUAAAAUAUGAGCAAGUCAAGCUCAAACG
Messenger RNA from Rhinichthys klamathensis goyatoka, 2855 nucleotides. RefSeq names its product POU class 2 homeobox 2a (gene pou2f2b). Gene Ontology annotation, molecular function: RNA polymerase II cis-regulatory region sequence-specific DNA binding; DNA-binding transcription factor activity, RNA polymerase II-specific. Gene Ontology annotation, biological process: regulation of transcription by RNA polymerase II. The coding region runs from base 113 to 2161 and encodes 682 amino acids. The record is from RefSeq and is a predicted model, not a curated record. NCBI's taxonomy places the organism in Eukaryota, Metazoa, Chordata, Actinopteri, Cypriniformes, Leuciscidae. Gene Ontology annotation, cellular component: nucleus. The transcript is spliced from 17 exons.